AUGGUCAACCCCACCGUUUUCUUCAACAUCGCUGUUGACGGCAAGCCCUUGGGCUGUGUUUCCUUCGAGCUGUUUGCAGACAAAAUGCCAAAGACAGCAGAAAAUUUUUGUGCUCAUGGCACUGGGAAGAAAGGAUCUGGUUAUAAGGAUUUCUGCUUUCACAGAAUUAUUCCUGGGUUUAUGUGCCAGGAUGGUGACUUCACAUGCCAUAAUAGCACUGGUGGCAAGUCCAUCAUUCCGAAGCACACAGGUCCUGGCAUCUUGUCCAUGGCCAAUGCUGGACCCAAAACAAACGGUUCCCAGUUUUUCAUCUGCACUGCUAAGACUGAGUGGUUGGAUGGUAAGCACAGGAUCUUUGGCAAGGUGAAAGAGGGCAUGAAUAUUGUGGAAGCCAUGGAGCGCUAUGGGUCCAGAAAUGCCAAGACCAGCAAGAAGUCCACCAUUGCUGACUAA
Messenger RNA from Choloepus didactylus (southern two-toed sloth), 453 nucleotides. RefSeq names its product peptidyl-prolyl cis-trans isomerase A-like. Gene Ontology annotation, biological process: protein peptidyl-prolyl isomerization. The record is from RefSeq and is a predicted model, not a curated record. Lineage: Eukaryota; Metazoa; Chordata; Mammalia; Pilosa; Megalonychidae. The coding region runs from base 1 to 453 and encodes 150 amino acids. Gene Ontology annotation, molecular function: peptidyl-prolyl cis-trans isomerase activity. The transcript has a single exon.